Molecule: messenger RNA, 3197 nt
Organism: Conger conger (European conger)
Lineage: Eukaryota; Metazoa; Chordata; Actinopteri; Anguilliformes; Congridae
Gene: pdpr
Product: pyruvate dehydrogenase phosphatase regulatory subunit
Exons: 18
Coding region: 446-3127 (893 amino acids)
Cellular component (GO): cytoplasm; mitochondrial matrix; mitochondrion
Molecular function (GO): oxidoreductase activity; protein binding
Source: RefSeq, a predicted model, not a curated record
UCCCAAGCAACGUGCACACGCAAAAUUGUAGUUCUUUUGGAGGUUACGAUCGCUGUGGAAGGUUCCGCUUGUAUUCUGCAAAUACCGUGUGUCCCAACAGCCGGAGUUUCACGCGAGUGCCGGGGAUUAAAUACGACGCGUAGGCCGUGCGAAAGAGAAACGACAUUAAAGUGCGUUUCUGUUGUACCGACGUUUCUGUUGUUGUACCUGUUGUACCGGGUGCACGAGCUGCCACCUCAGUGCCUACCAAAACAUUGUUUACAGGAAACACAAGUGACAUAUGUGUCGGAAAAGCUGCGAAGCCGAGGGGGCGUGGGGAGACGACCACCAGUGAUCUCUCAAACGUUAGGUAAAGAAAGCAAGUUGAUUUGACUGAACCGCAGAUGUUUGAAGGUGGCGUUCAUAAAUUGAAGGGCGCUUGAAAAGGACGGUGAAGGAGGUAGUUAUGCGCUGCUGCGUGCGGAGCUCUGGUACCCUGUACCCUACUUUGCUCCGUCAAGUCCUCUGUAAUUAUGGAUGCUGGGGAUCAGUACCGGGUCGACAUGUCCUGUGGCUCUCUCCGCGACACCUGGUCACGGCUGGGGAGUCCCAUGCCACCCCUCUACCCAGCCAGGCCCGUGUUGUCAUCUGUGGUGGGGGGAUCGUGGGCACCUCCGUGGCAUACCACCUUGCCAAACUGGGCUGGACAGAGAUAGUCCUGCUGGAGCAGGGAAGACUCGGUGCGGGUACGACUCGGCUGUGUGCGGGCAUCAUCAGCGUGGCUAAGACCAUCUCCAUCGAGAGCCAGAUGGCCGACUACUCCAACUCUCUCUACGAGCGCCUGGAGGAGGAGACCGGCGUCAAGACAGGUUAUGUGAAGACUGGCUCUCUCUGCCUGGCCCAGAAUCAGGACCGGUUCCUCUCCCUGAAGCGCCUGGCCUCUCGCCUGAAAGUACUGGGCAUCAGCUGUAACGUCAUCAAGCCCAAAGAGGUGGCGAAGCUGCACCCCCUGGUGAACAUCCACGACCUGGCGGGGGCGCUGCACCUGCCCGGCGAUGCCGUGGUGUCCCCGCCCGAUGUCAACCACGCCCUCGCUGUGGCGGCGGCCAGUCACGGGGUGCAGAUCCACGAGCGCACGGCUGUCAAUCACGUGCUUGUGGAGAAGGGCUUCAUCACAGGUGUGGAGACAGACCGGGGACCCAUCGAAUGCCAGUACUUCAUCAACUGCGCAGGGCAGUGGGCUUACGAGCUGGGCCAGGCGGGGGAGGUGAAGGUGUCGGUGCCCCUGCACGGCUGCGAGCAUUUCUACCUCCUCACCAAGUCCCUGCAGCAGCCCCUGCCCCCCAACACUCCCGUGGUGGUGGACAUGGAUGGCAGGAUCUACGUUCGAGCCUGGCAGGGGGGUGUCCUGUCUGGGGGCUUUGAGAAGAACCCCAAACCCAUCUUCACAGAGGGCAGGAACCAGCUGGAGAUCCAGAACAUGCAGGAGGACUGGGACCACUUUGAGCCCAUGCUCAGUGCCCUCUUGCGGCGGAUGCCGAGUCUGGAGUCCUGUGAGAUCCAGCAGCUGGUGAACUGCCCCGAGUCCUUCACCCCGGACAUGCGCUGCCUGAUGGGGGAGACGCCGGGCGUGAGCGGGUACUUCGUCCUGGCCGGGAUGAACUCCUCUGGGCUGUCCUUCGCCGGGGGGGCGGGCAAGUAUCUGGCCGAGUGGAUGACCUACGGUUACCCCUCGGGGAAUGUGUGGCCUCUGGAGAUCAAGCGCUUCGGGAAUCUGCAAAGCAGCCGGACGUUCCUACGGCACCGCGUGAUGGAGGUCAUGCCCCUGCUGUACGAGCUGAAGGUGCCGCGCUGGGACUUCCAGACGGGCCGGCAGCUGCGCACGAGCCCCCUGUACGACCGGCUGGACACGCAGGGCGCUCGCUGGAUGGAGAAGCACGGCUUCGAGAGGGCCAAGUACUUCGUCCCCGCCGGGAAGGACCUCCUGGCUCUGGAUCAGAGUAAGACCUUCUACAAGCCGGACUGGUUCGACAUCGUCGGCGCCGAAGUCAAGUGCUGCAAGGAGGCGGUUUGCGUCAUCGACAUGUCCUCCUUCACCAAGUUUGAGCUGAGCUCCACAGGUGACCAGGCCCUGGAGCUCCUGCAGCACCUGUGUGCGAACGACCUGGACGUGCCGGUGGGGUCCAUCGUGCACACGGGCAUGCUGAACGAGCGAGGCGGCUACGAGAACGACUGCAGCGUCGUCCGCAUCAGCAAGAACAGCUUCUUCAUCAUCUCUCCCACGGACCAGCAAGUGCACUGCUGGGCCUGGAUCCACAAACACAUGCCCAACGACCCGCACCUGCACCUGGAGGACGUCAGCUGGAAGUACACAGCGCUGAAUCUGAUUGGCCCGCGGGCGAUGGACGUGCUCUCUGAGCUGUCGUACGUCUCUAUGACCCCAGAACACUUCCCCUCCCUCUUCUGUAAGGAAAUGAGCGUGGGAUAUGCCAACGGGAUCCGGGUAAUGAGCAUGACGCAUACGGGAGAACCUGGCUUCAUGCUCUACGUUCCCAUCGAGUACGCGCUGCACGUGUACAACGAGGUGAUGUCCGUCGGGCAGAAGUACGGCAUCCGGAACGCCGGGUACUACGCCCUCCGCAGUCUGCGCAUCGAGAAGUUCUUCGCCUUCUGGGGCCAGGACCUGGACACCUUCACCACCCCGCUGGAGUGCGGCCGCGAGUUCAGGGUCAAAUUUGACCAGGACACGGACUUCAUCGGCCGGGAGGCCCUGCUGCGUCAGCGUCAGGAGGGGGUCCCCCGGCGCUUCAUCAUGCUGGUUCUGGAGGACCACGACACGGAGCUGGACCUGUGGCCCUGGUGGGGCGAGCCGGUGUACCGUAACGGGGAGCUGGUGGGCGUGACCACCAGCAGCGCCUUCAGCUACACCCUGGAGCGCCACGUGUGCCUGGGGUUCGUCUCCCCGCCCGCCCAGUCCGGCGCGCCCGGGGUCGUGACCCCCGACUUCAUCACCCGCGGCGACUUCGAGGUGGACAUCGCCGGGCAGCGGUACCCCGCCAAGGCCAAGCUGUACCCCUUCAGCUCGCUGUUCACCCAGCAGCGCCGCCGCAGGGACGACAUGGAGCUCAGCAACUUCCAGGGCAAAUGAGGCCCCGGGCCGGGGCAGGAGGCCAGGGUCUCCCCCCUACCAUCCCCCCUCUCACCCCCAGGGGCUGUAC